This is a messenger RNA of Cyclocybe aegerita, 1143 nucleotides long. The record is from the annotation of a GenBank genome assembly. Lineage: Eukaryota; Fungi; Basidiomycota; Agaricomycetes; Agaricales; Hemipholiotaceae.
AUGAGGAUGACUGCCACUGUUAUUGCUUGCAAGCGCCUCACAUCAUGGCAGAUCGACUAUGUUGCUGCAUAUCUCAACAGCAUCAACAAGUUUGAGGUGUACAUGGAGCAACCCUGGCCAUUCGUGGUUCAGGGAAAGGAGCACAUGGUAUUGCAGGUCAACAAAACGGUCUAUGGGAUGAUGCAGGGGGCAUACGACUGGGAGGAUGAGCUGUCAAGGACAUACAAGAGACUCGGAUACUACCAAUCUUGUGCUGACCCCUGCAUCAGACACCGCCUUAUUGAUGGCAAAGAAGGAGAAGGCAAUAGGCAAGAUGGAAGGGUGCUACGAGGUGAAGAGGAUAUGACACAGGAUGAGAAGACUGGCACAAUUACCCUCUCCCAACAAGUGUUUGCCAAACGUACACUUGAGCGGUUCAGCAUGUCAGACUGCAACGCAAAGUCCAUGCCACUUCCAUGCGGGAUCAAACUGUCUGAGCUCAACUCACCACGCAUGGAAGAAGAGACCCUCUUCAUGAAGGACAAGCCCUACCGAGAAGCUUUGGGAUGCGUUAUGUGGCUGCAGGCAAAUCUUGGACCUGCACACUGGAGGGCAUCGCAACACGUCCUCACAUACAUUAAGGGCACCUUACACUACAAAAUCACCUAUGACCCAAAUUCUGCUGAUGGCCUCAAGGUAGCAGGAUACUCCAACUCAGACUAUGCUGGGGAUGCCAAUACCAUGCGGUCCACUGGAGGGUACAUUUACACCAUGGCUGGCGGGCCUGUCACCUGGAGCUCUAAACAACAGGCCAUGACAGCAUCAUCCACAAUGGAGGCGGAGUACAUGGCACUGAACCGUGCCUGCCAGCAGGCAGUGUGGAUGCAGGGAUGGAUUAGUGAGGCCAGACUUGAGCAAAUGUCGCCUGCCCUGAUACAUGGUGACAACAAAGGCUCGGUUGACCUGGCAAAGAACAUCAAGGGCAUCACAAAAGCGAAACAUAUCCACGUAAAGCACCACUAUAUCCGCGAAUGCGUCAAGGACAGCGACAUGGAGAUUGUCCAAAUACCAACGGAUGACAACAUCGCUGACAUACUGACAAAGCCUCUACCACAGGCAACUCAUGAAAAGUUCACCCAUGCAUUGGGCCUUUGCGAUGCAUAG